Molecule: messenger RNA, 1506 nt
Organism: Malania oleifera
Lineage: Eukaryota; Viridiplantae; Streptophyta; Magnoliopsida; Santalales; Ximeniaceae
Product: serine carboxypeptidase-like 40
Exons: 8
Coding region: 1-1506 (501 amino acids)
Biological process (GO): proteolysis
Cellular component (GO): vacuole
Molecular function (GO): serine-type carboxypeptidase activity
Source: RefSeq, a predicted model, not a curated record
AUGGAGAAAGAAGUCAGUUUUUGGUGUUUCUUAUUAGUUCUUUUUGUCUUAUGCCUUGUACCUCAAAAUUAUGGAAAGAGGUUAGGAAUUGCACUUGACCAUCUCUAUAAGGCCAAGUUGUGGGAAAACUCCGUCAUCGACACUAGCAACUUUAAGCCAGUUGAAUAUAUUGUGAAGAAUGAUGUCAAUGCUCCUCUUAAGCAAGAAUCGAAGGAGCAAGAGAGAAUUUCGCAAUUGCCUGGACAGCCCUCAGUCGGUUUUAAUCAAUAUAGUGGCUACGUUACAAUUGAUGAGAAAGCUGGGCGCGCACUUUUUUAUUAUUUUGCUGAAGCGGAAUACUCUAAGGAGUCUUUGCCUCUUCUUCUAUGGCUUAAUGGAGGUCCUGGUUGUUCCUCUCUUGGCUAUGGAGCUAUGCAGGAAGUUGGACCAUUUCGAGUUCAAAGUAAUGGAACACUUAGCAUUAAUAAAUUUGCUUGGAAUCAAGUUGCUAAUGUCUUGUUCUUGGAGACUCCUGCUGGAGUGGGAUUUUCAUACUCAAACAAAUCAUCUGAGAAUGUAGUGGGUGGAGAUGGAAGAACAGCGGUAGAUAAUUAUAUUUUUUUGGUGAAUUGGUUCAAUAAAUUUCCUGAAUAUAAGGACAGAGCUUUCUAUAUUGCUGGUGAGAGCUAUGCAGGCCAUUAUGUGCCACAAUUAGCACAAACAAUUCUACACCAAAAUAGUAAAAAGACAGCUAAUCCGUCCACUAUUAACCUUAAAGGAAUAAUGAUAGGAAAUGCAUUGAUUAAUUAUGAAACUGAUAGGAGAGGAAGGUAUGAUUAUUUGGCGACCCAUGCGAUUAUCUCCGAUGAAACCAAUAUUGAAAUUCAGACGCAAUGUAAUUUCUCUGCAACAGCCACCUUUCAAUCUCCUAGGUGUGUGGCAGCCUUGAAGGUGUAUCGUAAGGAUGUUGCCAAUAUUGACAUCUACAACAUUUAUGCUCCAUUAUGUCCCUCUUCCAAUAAUACCAAGAUCAGGCCUGAUAGCAAAACUAAUUGCGAGCAAUUUGAUCCAUGCAGUGACAAUUACGUCCAUGCUUAUUUGAAUAGGCCUGAUGUUCAGCAAGCCCUCCAUGCUAAUCUUACCAAACUCAAGUAUCCUUGGUCUGGUUGCAGUGAGACUCUAGAAAAAUGGGAAGAUAGCCCAUCGUCAAUGUUCUCUAUUUUACAAGAGUUAAUGGCGAAUGGCGUUCGAUUAUGGCUAUAUAGUGGUGAUAUUGAUGGAGUGUUACCAGUUACUUCAACAAAAAGUUCUAUAAAAGCAAUGAAUAUGACUACAAAGUUUCCAUGGUAUCCUUGGUACCUUAACGAAGAGGUUGCUGGGUAUGCGUUAGAGUUCAAUGGACUAACAUUUUCUACAAUAAGAGGAGCAGGGCAUGAGGCGCCAAGUUACGAACCCAACAAGGCUCUUGCACUUUUCACGCACUUCCUUAGUGGAACACUCCUCCCCAAUACUUCAAAGCAGAACUAA